AUGUUCUCCAGAUUUGCAAGGCCGAUACAACAAUCAACAUCGUCACGGCUGGCAUUCUUCUUAACUGGAACUGCUAUAGCUAUACCUUCUAGCUUAAUAUGUGCUGAAGGAAAUGUCUUCCAAUCGCCAAAGGCUAAACUACCAAUAUACGACCAGCCGGAAAAGCAACGAGUGAUUAUCGAAGAACCGUCAACUCUGGAAGUAAUGAUUCGAGAGUCAAGGCAUACAGUCACAGAUGCAUUCUCAACUACUCGACAAUCGAUACAACACGUCGUGGAUGAAUGGAUAGGCUAUGAGAAUAAGCUGAAGGAUGUUGUAGUCAGUUAUGCAGACAAAGGAGAUACGUUACUGCCUGGCGGCAUUUAUGUGACUAUUGGGUUCUUUGCUGGAUCUAUCUUGUCUCGAAAUCGAAACUUUGUAUGGAGAACCCUCUUCCCACUCGGCAUAGCCCUCACAACCUUUGCUUACAAUUAUCCAGUGAUGUCUAAAACCAUUUUCACAAAGGCAAUAAUCAAGGACACUGAUCUCCCCAAACUCGAAUUCAGUUUCCAAAAGUCGUUUGAUGAUGCUUUGGAAUGGGUUAAACAGCAAACUGGCAUGUCGAAUAGUAAGGAUAACAGUAAUCUGGUCAGCAAAGUCGAAAAGAUGUACAGUACGAGGGAAAAACCUGGCGUUGAUGAAAUGCUUUUGGGGUCGACCAGCUUUAAGACUCCUGUUGCUGGUGGUAGUGGAGCAGCAACAGCAUCGUCAACGCCUAAUCUUGUUGUAGAGGAAGGUCGACCUAAGGCAUAG
Molecule: messenger RNA, 792 nt
Organism: Synchytrium microbalum
Lineage: Eukaryota; Fungi; Chytridiomycota; Chytridiomycetes; Synchytriales; Synchytriaceae
Exons: 4
Coding region: 1-792 (263 amino acids)
Biological process (GO): cristae formation
Cellular component (GO): mitochondrial crista junction; MICOS complex
Source: RefSeq, a predicted model, not a curated record